AUAUUUCGCUCCCAAUAGCCACGGCGAGAGGGUUUUCGUGGAGCGGCGGCGAGAUGGAGGAGUUGGACGAUUGGGGCCUCAGCGCCGAGGAGCUCAACUUCUUGGAGGAAGACGCCAUCAAGAAGAUCUCCGAGAGGAAAGCCUCCUCCUCCUCCGCAUCCGUCAGCGUCGCCCCCUCCUCCUCUUCUUCUUCUUCUCCCCUGCCGUCCAAAGCCUCCAGCCGCAUGAACCCACCUUCCGUGUCCCCCGAGCAGCCUUUCUCGAGAAACUCCUCGGAAUCACGAUACCAAAAGGUUGAAACCUUUCCUGUGCUAGGUCUAUCUUCAACGGAUGCAUCCAGAGAAACUGGGAAAGACACCACUUUUGCUCAGUCCAAGCUCUGUGUCAGACUUUGUCUUCAUGCCAGUGGUGUUAUCGCGGCAAAGUUCAAUUAUCAUCCGUUACUUGUAGAUGCAUUUCAUAAGAUCCCAAAGGCUAGCUGGCAUGGAAGGGAAAGACUAUGGAUGUUCCCUCCAUCAUCCUUGGAUGUGGCUGAGGAAGUUCUUAACGCGGUGGCUGGUGUGGAUGUUGAGGUUCAAAAGCUUGAUCCAUUAGUCCGACGUGCCCUUGCUGCUGCAUCUGCUGUUCCAGAUCUACGAGAAGAUCUAUAUGACAGGAUGCCAAGCCAUGUUGAAUCAAAACUUCUACCUUUCCAACGAGAAGGAAUUAGAUUCAUGCUGCAGCAUGGUGGACGUGCUCUUUUAGCUGAUGAAAUGGGUCUUGGAAAGACAUUACAGGCAAUUGCUGUUGCUGCUUGCAUUCCGGAUGCAUGGCCUGUUCUUGUUAUCACCCCGUCUUCCUUGCGUUUACAAUGGGCUUCUAUGAUUCAGCAAUGGCUUAAUAUAUCUUCUGCAGAUAUUCUGGUAGUUCUGUCUCAACAUGGAGGCUCUAACAAGGCUGGAUUCAAGAUAGUGUUCUCAAAUUUGAAGUCAAAUAUCCAUUUAGAUGGUGUUUUCAACAUAGUUUCUUAUGAUGUAGUUCCUAAGAUACACGAUAUACUUCUGGCUUCUGAGUUUAAGAUUGUCAUUGCAGAUGAAUCACAUUUUAUGAAGAAUGCUCAGGCUAAGCGAACAAAUGCUUGUCUUCCAGUUCUUCAGAAAGCUCAAUACGCAAUUCUUCUGAGUGGAACUCCUGCUUUAUCCAGACCUAUCGAGUUGUUCAAGCAGCUUGAGGCCUUGUAUCCUGGUGUUUACAGAAAUGUUCAUGAGUAUGGGAAUCGUUACUGCAAGGGUGGUAUCUUCGGAUUGUAUCAAGGUGCAAGCAACCACGAAGAGCUACACUGUCUAAUGAAAGCAACCGUCAUGAUUCGCAGAUUAAAAAAAGAUGUCCUCUCACAGCUGCCAGUGAAGCGUAGGCAACAAGUCUUCCUAGAUUUGAAAGAGAAAGAUAUGAAACAAAUUAGAAUUCUGUUUCGUGAGUUGGAGGUAGUGAAGAUGAACAUUCAGGCUUGUGAUUCCCCUGAGAAGAUGGAGUCUUUAAAAUUUAUGCAAAAGAAUCUUAUUAACAAGAUCUAUAAUGAUUCAGCAGAAGCUAAAAUUCCUGCAGUUCUGGAUUACCUGAGCACUGUUAUUGAGGCAGACUGCAAAUUCUUGAUAUUUGCUCACCAUCAGCCCAUGAUUGAUGCAAUACAUCAGUUUCUUCUUAAAAAGAAAGUUGGCUGUAUAAGAAUAGAUGGCGGUACCCCAUCAUCGAUGAGACAAGCUUUAGUAAAUGAAUUUCAGGAGAAGAUUGAAAUAAAGGCUGCAGUUCUUUCAAUCAAAGCCGGAGGUGUUGGAUUGAACCUGACCGCAGCAAGUACAAUCUUUUUUGCUGAGUUGACCUGGACUCCUGGUGAUAUAAUUCAGGCAGAAGAUCGUGCUCACCGGAUUGGCCAGGUUUCAUCGGUCAAUAUAUAUUACCUUCUCUCAAAUGACACUGUUGAUGACAUAAUCUGGGAUGUUGUUCGAAGCAAAUUGGAAACUUUGAGCCAGAUGCUCGAUGGCGAAGAAAAUACAUUAGAAGUGUCUUCCAGUCAAACAAGCAAAAGUCCUCAAAAGCAAGCAACUUUAGACUCCUUUAUGAAACGCUGUCAUGGAGCUGGGGAUGCUCAGCACAUUGCAAAAACUCCCAAAUUUUGAUACACAUUUUGUUGUUGUUGUGUAACAUUCAUUAUAUAUAUAUAUAUAUAUAUAUAUAUAUAUAUCCCCAUUUCUUGUAUGUCUAUAUUUUUUUGGUUUUGGACAAGUUCUCUUGAAGCCUGUAAUCUAUUGUAAUUGACGAACAGCUUGCAAAUGCCAGAAUGAUCUGAUCAAUAGAGAAAAAUACUAGUGACGCA
This is a messenger RNA of Musa acuminata AAA Group (dessert banana), 2353 nucleotides long. RefSeq lists its product as uncharacterized. The record is from RefSeq and is a predicted model, not a curated record. The coding region runs from base 54 to 2156 and encodes 700 amino acids. Gene Ontology annotation, molecular function: ATP-dependent chromatin remodeler activity; ATP binding. Gene Ontology annotation, cellular component: nuclear replication fork. The transcript is spliced from 24 exons. Gene Ontology annotation, biological process: DNA repair; replication fork processing. Lineage: Eukaryota; Viridiplantae; Streptophyta; Magnoliopsida; Zingiberales; Musaceae.